AGCAGCCUCUGCGCAGGCGCACCACGACUCCCGUGGUCAGCUGACUGUGAGUGAGAUGCUGUGUUGAAGGACCACUGAGACGAAAAACCAGCUAAUAUCUGCGCUAUGCAUGCGAGGCUGCGAGUUCUCGACUGAAUUACACCGUGUGGACGAAACACUGAAGCCGUUGAACACAUCGUGACUUCCUUACAUCAGAGGCCCGGUGGACUAACUUCCUGCCAGCAGCCAUGACAGAAUUCUGGUUGAUCUCUGCUCCUGGGGAGAAGACGUGCCAGCAGACCUGGGACAAGCUGAUGGUCGCCACCUCACGCACCAACAACCUCUCUACCAACAACAAGUUCAACAUUCCUGACCUCAAGGUUGGAACACUAGACGUCUUAGUAGGUCUGUCGGAUGAGCUGGCUAAACUGGACACUUUUGUGGAAAGUGUGGUGAAGAAGGUCGCUCAGUACAUGGCUGAUGUCCUGGAGGACAGCCGAGACAAAGUCCAGGAGAAUCUGCUGGCUAAUGGAGUUGACCUGGUCACCUAUAUUACCAGAUUUCAGUGGGACAUGGCUAAGUACCCCAUCAAACAGUCUCUUAAAAACAUCUCUGAGAUCAUCUCCAAGCAAGCAACUCAGAUAGACAACGACCUGAAGGCCAGAGCUUCAGCCUACAACAAUCUGAAGGGAAAUCUGCAGAAUCUGGAGAGAAAGAAUGCGGGGAGCUUGUUGACCAGGAGUCUGGCUGACAUAGUGAAGAAAGAGGACUUUGUACUGGACUCAGAGUACCUGAUUACCAUGCUGGUAGUCGUCCCGAAGACAAACUAUACUGACUGGCAGAAGACAUAUGAAACACUGGCAGAAAUGGUUGUACCACGCUCCACUAAGCUGCUGUUUGAAGACCAUGACAGUGGUCUGUUCAGUGUCACUCUCUUCAGGAAGGCUGUAGAUGACUUCAAGCACAAGGCCAGGGAAAACAAGUUUACAGUGCGCGAUUUCCUGUACAAUGAGGAGGAGAUGAAGGCAGACAAGGAAGAGAUGACACGUUUGUCCACUGACAAGAAGAAACAGUUUGGGCCUUUGGUACGAUGGCUGAAAGUGAAUUUCAGUGAAGCCUUCAUUGCCUGGAUUCACAUAAAAGCUCUGCGUGUUUUUGUGGAGUCCGUAUUGAGAUAUGGGCUGCCGGUCAACUUCCAGGCCAUGCUGCUUCAGCCCAACAAAAAGAACAUGAAGAAGCUGAGGGAGGUGCUGUAUGACCUGUACAAACAUCUGGACAGCAGCGCUGCCAUCAUUGAUGCCUCUAUGGACAUCCCGGGUCUGAAUUUGAGCCAGCAGGAGUACUACCCGUACGUUUAUUACAAGAUCGACUGCAACCUGCUGGACUUCAAAGUCUAGAUACAUUGCAAUCAUCAGCAGUCGUGUCACAUCCACAAGCUUUAAUUUAUUUCCACACCCACUCUGUUUUUCCUCUGUUCUCACUUUUUGUGUUCUCAUUCUCUUUUCCCCCUCUUACGUUCCUCGCACUUUCUCUGGGGCUAAACAAAAUAAAGUGUUAGGAAUUGGAGCACUGAUUGGUGACUAUAAGUAAGGUCAGAUAGAUUGUAGAGGUAAACUGGUCUCCAAUCAUAACUUCUGUUCUAAUAUACUUGAAUAUGGGUCCUCUCCUCUGUUGUCAUUUCCUCUUUGUACCCUGCUGUAAAAGUGAACAGCUUCACAGUGUACACCCACCAAAACGGUUGACAUUCCCUCAUGGCAUCAAAGGACAUGUAAAAUACUGCAUUUUUAUUGUCGUCCCCUCCAUCAUACUUUAUUUAAAGUAACAUGAACAUUAAAAAUGGGGGGGGGGGGGUAAAUGUAUGUUAAAUAUAGUAUUUAUUUAAAGAUUCAAAUCAGUGAAUGUGUUUUUGUUUCUUCAGUUUUUGAGGUGAUGUGUUUUUAGCUCCAUGUAAGGUACGUCUGUUUACAAGUAGAUGUUGAUCAUCAGAUCCCCCUCUCAAGCUAUAAUCCUGUGAAAUACUGAAACUGGUCAUUUUACAGUAUAAAAAGCAAUAUGUUUGCUGCUUGUAUGCUCCUUUUGAUUUCUGUAUAUUAAUCAUUUUAAGAAUAAUUAUGAUAGGUCUAUGUGCAAAUAUUGUAUUGUCAGUAUGACUGAAAUGGAACCACAUAUUUAAAAUAAAUGUGA
This is a messenger RNA of Xiphias gladius (swordfish), 2163 nucleotides long. RefSeq names its product ATPase H+ transporting V1 subunit C1b (gene atp6v1c1b). NCBI's taxonomy places the organism in Eukaryota, Metazoa, Chordata, Actinopteri, Istiophoriformes, Xiphiidae. Gene Ontology annotation, molecular function: proton-transporting ATPase activity, rotational mechanism. The record is from RefSeq and is a predicted model, not a curated record. Bases 228 to 1376 code for a protein of 382 amino acids. Gene Ontology annotation, cellular component: vacuolar proton-transporting V-type ATPase, V1 domain; lysosomal membrane. The transcript is spliced from 13 exons. Gene Ontology annotation, biological process: proton transmembrane transport.